CAUACAACUUUUCGAAAGGAAUAAAUCAACCCAUUGUACUGUCUACAUAAAACUGUAUCGCAAAUAAGAAACUGAACAGAUCAAUACAAGAUGUGGUCACUGGUUGUUCUUUCGUUUUGUUUCGUGCAAACCGUCCUAAGCCAAUGUACAGUUAAUGUAAAAACUGAUCUCACCUUUCCGGAGCCUGUGUUUCUGAAGAAUGAUAACCUUUGGAUACCAAAGAACGGGCAACUUACCUGGGCGUUUGGCGAGUCAAGUGUUAUUGCAUGUCCCAAAAAUAACGUAGUCAACAUACUACAAGAAACGGCACUUCUCACAUGUGUUGGUGCAAGCACAUUCCUAUUAAACGGUCUUCCGAUCAAUGCAUCCGGAAUAGUUUGCGCCAAGGUUGUUACUGGAGAUCUUCAGUUGACAAGUGAUCAAUGUGAAAACGGUGGUACGAUUCGCAAUAUUGGAUUCGAUAUUGCCGGAAUUGGAUUCGUGAAACACUUUUCUGUGUGUUACAAUUCCCAGACAGCGUCCGCUAUCUACACAAAGCAUGUUAUCCAUGGAGAUUCUAUUGCAGAUAGUAUAGUGGAGUCUUACCGCCCAUCUUUCAAAGUAACUGGAGUUCCCAGUUCUGUUAUGGUGGACACUUCUUAUACCAUCAAGGCGCAGCAAACACGAUUAGCCGAUCUACUCGGAUCGUCCACCCAGGCUGCAAAGUAUGUGAACUCCACCAAUUACCUAGCUAGGGGACAUUUGACACCGGAUGCAGAUGGUAUUUUCCGUACCUGGCAGUGGGAUACGUACUUUUACGUCAACGUUGCCCCUCAGUGGCAAAAGGUCAACGGUGGCAACUGGUUGACUGUAGAAAAGAUCGCUCGCAACAUUGCUGAUCGUCUUCAACGCGACCUGUUGGUGUAUACUGGAACGUUCGAUGUCUUAACACUGCCCCAUACAAACGGUACACAAGUUUCCAUCACACUUAGUGCAAACGGAAUAACGGUGCCAAAAUGGACGUGGAAAAUUAUCAAGUCACCAAGCAGCAAUGCAGCUAUCGCUUUUGUCACCAGUAACGAUCCGUACCGAACAUCUAUUGCGUCCAGCGAACUCUUAUGUCCUGAUGUUUGCGCCCUUUAUGGUUGGUCUAAUGCUGCGCUCCAAACAUUUUCCAAAGGAUUCACUUACUGUUGUACCACCGAUAGUUUAAGAGGUAAUGUAAACAGUGUUCCCUUCGAUGCGACCGCUAUCAAUGUGUUGUCCGCUUGAUUCAAAUGAGUAACGAUAUAGAUUUUCAACUUUCUGUACAACCAAAACAUUCAAACUUAAACAAGCUAUACUUUCUGAAUAAAGCGUUUCGGAAAUAUUUUUUCUUUCCUUUGCUGAAGUAUAACAUCCUCA
This is a messenger RNA of Anopheles gambiae (African malaria mosquito), 1383 nucleotides long. RefSeq lists its product as uncharacterized. The transcript is spliced from 4 exons. Gene Ontology annotation, cellular component: nucleus; mitochondrial inner membrane. Gene Ontology annotation, biological process: apoptotic DNA fragmentation. Bases 91 to 1251 code for a protein of 386 amino acids. The record is from RefSeq and is a predicted model, not a curated record. Gene Ontology annotation, molecular function: single-stranded DNA endonuclease activity; RNA endonuclease activity; metal ion binding. NCBI's taxonomy places the organism in Eukaryota, Metazoa, Arthropoda, Insecta, Diptera, Culicidae.